Myxocyprinus asiaticus (Chinese sucker) is the source of this 2844-nucleotide messenger RNA. RefSeq lists its product as uncharacterized. Gene Ontology annotation, molecular function: GTP binding. The transcript is spliced from 4 exons. Bases 144 to 1127 code for a protein of 327 amino acids. NCBI's taxonomy places the organism in Eukaryota, Metazoa, Chordata, Actinopteri, Cypriniformes, Catostomidae. The record is from RefSeq and is a predicted model, not a curated record.
AUGCAUUCCAAAGUCAACAACAGCAAGAGUGAAAGCACAUUUAUACGGAAGUCAAGGCGUCCUUGUCCAGCUAGCAAUGUAGCAAAGUUCACAUUAAGAGCAUGCUGUGAAAUCAUCUACAAGCAAUUACAAAUACUGUGACCAUGGCUGCCAUACUCUCAGAAUCACCUCAAGGAGGUUCCUUUAAACAGUCAGAGAUCAGAAUUGUGCUCUUGGGAAGUUCUGGAGCUGGCAAGAGCAAUGUGAUUAAAUCACUUCUGGGCUCUGAGAAAAUAACAGAAGAUAAAAUAGGUCUCUGUACUUUAUUUAAGAGUGAGCAGGCAGGGAGGACGAUCAGUGUUGUGGACACACCAGGAUGGGACUUAAUACAACAAACAUCAGAGAACAUAAAAAAAGAAAUAGGAGAAAGUGUGUCACUUUGUCCUCCAGGACCUCACGCUUUACUUCUAGUGUUACCUAUCAAAAAUCGUUCUGAACAACCUACUUCUACAAGUGAGAUUACUGCAGCAAUAGAGCACAUGAAGUUACUGUCACAACGCAUCUGGAGACACACUAUCGUGCUGUUUGCUUGUGAUGGAGUCGAAGAAUCAGCCAUCAAAGAACACAUUCACAGUGCAGGAAAUAUCCUGGAGAAGUGUGGAAGGCGAUACCAUGUUCUUCAGAGUAGUGUCUGGGAAUCUGCCACUCAGAUCUUCAAGCUCUUCAAGAAGAUAGAAGACCUGAUGGAGGAGAACCAUGGUGAAUUCUUCAUACCACAAGUUUACUAUGAACUGUUUCAACACAAGACAAAGGAUGUGCCUGGUGAGAGCGAGGCCAGACAGAGGCGUAGAAGUUUGCAGAUGGAUCCUCCUAAAAUGAGAGAAGAAAAAGUGGAUUCAGAUGAGAAGAGAGAAACUGGAAAGGCCACCAACUAUAAGCUUUUGGAAGUCAUACCAACACAUUAUCUCAAGAUGUUUAUAGUGAUAUUGAUAGGUGUAAUUGGAGCAUUUAUUGGUUCAGUUGCAGGAGCUCAACAUGGAGCUUUGGGGGCUUGUACUGGAAUAGUCUUUGGUUUUAUUGUAGGGGUCUUGCUUGUGAUUUUGACCAUAAUAAUUUGCAAUAACAUUUAUUUACGCAUUAAUCCAUAGCACUCGACACAAUAAUAGUGCAGCAUGAGCAACUGAACUAUUAGGAGUGGUGAUGGUGUAGUGGGCUAAAGCACAUAACUGUCAAUCAGAAGCACGGUAUAAAGAUGUAAAUUGGUUUUCACCAAAGGCCAAAUUCUGUUAACAAUAUAGUCAAGGGCCACGGCCCUCGAAGUGUUUGUGCUGCUGCUAUUAUUGUUAUUAUUAUUACUAUUGUUAUAGUCACGCAUAAAUAUUCGGAUUUUUCUUAGUUCUUUUUCUCAGUUUUAUGUGCAAAUAUAAAUAGGACGUAUAUUUAUGCAACAGCGCUCUUUACUCAUCUCGCUGACUCGCUUGUAUAACAUAAUUAAACAGUUAUGCCAAAUUAGAAAUAGAAAUGCUUUAACAGCAUUCAGUAUAUUAAUCUCUAGCACUGACAGCUGAGCAGGGCAGGAGACUGGUAUAAAUGUUUGUAGAACGGCAACAGCGCCGCCUAAUGUACGUGUUUGAAAUUGUUUUUCAUUUUUAUUUGUUUUUUUACGGACUCUGUGUGUAUAGACCUUUCAUCUGAAGUUUGUCUCGCAGUAUCGUCACGGACUUGGUGUGAACAGGCCUUUAGCGUGGGCCAAACAUUUGUCUCUCGGGCUGCCGAUUGAGGAACCCUGGUCUAUUGUAUCCACAAUAUUAUCAGCAGGCGAAAUUUCCGGUUGGCUAACGGAAGUGCAAUUGGUUGCCGUUUUGUGUGUAGCCGGUCACUGCUCGCUUGCGUGUUAUACAGUUCGAUUCUUGCUUUUUAAAUGUUGUAAGAUGUCUUUAAAAUUUACCAGACCAAUAUGUGCAGUUAAUGGUUAUCCUAUUAAUCAAGCGCAACUAAAGUUUUGUCUAAAACAGCAAUGUUAUGAUCAGAAACCACUUGCAAAGCAAAGCGCUCUUGUCCCAGAUGCUGCUUCCAUCGGCUUCUGACAGAAGGAUUGACUUAGGAACAUCUGUUUGAAAAAAGCUUUUCACUUUAUUGGCAAGAAGUCAACAGCAGGGAUUACUUAUAGUAACCACCUUUAUGGUCCGGCUACAAUAGAUGUCCAGAAACAGAGUGCAAUGAAUUACAUAAACGAUAGCGUUAUUGUGCAAAUAGGUGUGUGUACAUGUGCUGAAAGUUCAUUAGACAUUUUGAGAUUUUGUUAAUUUCUUUUUUUGUGUGUGUGAAUGCUUCACAUGUUUUGAAAUGGCAUUAUUACUGAGUAUAAAAAGGGAAUGUGUUUUACCUGAACUGUCUGUGAGUUUGUGACAAUGUUUUCAACUGUUUUCAUACUGUGAUGCUAAAUGGAUAAAUUCUACAGUGUAAGACCAUAAUUAUUAGAUGAGACAUGUACAGUAGUGAGACGUUUUAUCACGUUUGAUAUUAAUUGUAUUAUGAUUUUUCUUUGUCCUGCCUGCAGUUCACUUUCUUUUGAAUGUUUUUGCAGAAUGUGCUUGUCUUCUCUUAAGGGGAAAAGGUGAUUAGGAAAACAGUGUAGACAUUAAUUCAGUAUCAAUUAAAUUUAUUUGUACAGUGCUUUUAAUAAUACAUACUGUUUUAUAGUUGCAUUACAGAGAACAUUGAACUUGUGUACAAUGUUCAAUGUAUGUCCAAAUAAAUAUGUUUAUUUGUAUUGCAUGUAGUUCUUUUUGUACAGUAAAGUUUAUUGUGUGGCUGCUAAUGCAUCAUUAUUUCCUACACAAGAACAAUAAAUUCAAUCAAUCA